Homo sapiens (human) is the source of this 1499-nucleotide messenger RNA. RefSeq names its product SAC3 domain containing 1 (gene SAC3D1). The coding region runs from base 182 to 853 and encodes 223 amino acids. The transcript is spliced from 4 exons. The record is from RefSeq and is marked validated. Gene Ontology annotation, cellular component: spindle; centrosome; protein-containing complex. Lineage: Eukaryota; Metazoa; Chordata; Mammalia; Primates; Hominidae.
ACCGGUGUAUCAUGGGAGCGGCCCGGGCUACACGUUAAAAACACUAAGGGGAGCGCGCGAAGCUGAACUUGGCGCUCGAUGGGGGCCGUUAGCCGCCCUAGAGCGCGCGGAGCCGCAGAGGCGUAGCUGGACUACAACGCAGUGCAUCUCGGGAGGCCAACUCGACUGGACUGGCCCCCUCAUGCCCGGCUGCGAGCUGCCCGUGGGCACCUGCCCGGACAUGUGCCCGGCCGCCGAGCGCGCCCAGCGCGAAAGGGAGCACCGCCUGCACCGCUUGGAGGUGGUGCCGGGUUGCCGCCAGGACCCGCCCCGCGCGGAUCCGCAGCGCGCGGUGAAGGAGUACAGCCGACCCGCCGCCGGCAAGCCCCGGCCCCCGCCCAGCCAGUUGCGUCCGCCCUCCGUGCUGCUGGCCACCGUGCGCUACCUGGCCGGUGAGGUGGCGGAGAGCGCCGACAUCGCCCGCGCCGAGGUGGCCAGCUUCGUGGCAGACCGCUUGCGAGCUGUGCUCCUGGACCUGGCGCUGCAGGGAGCGGGCGACGCCGAGGCAGCUGUGGUGCUGGAGGCGGCGCUGGCCACGCUGCUGACCGUAGUGGCGCGGCUCGGGCCCGACGCGGCGCGGGGACCCGCGGACCCGGUGCUGCUGCAGGCCCAGGUGCAGGAGGGCUUCGGCUCGCUGCGGCGCUGCUACGCGCGGGGCGCCGGGCCGCACCCCCGCCAACCCGCCUUCCAGGGCCUCUUUCUGCUCUAUAACCUGGAGAUGGGAUCUCGCAUGUUGCCACUCGAAUUCCUGGGCUCAAGUGAUCCUCCUGCCCCACCCUCCCAAGUAGCCGGGUGUGGCCAUCAUGCCCAGUGAAUGGUUUAUUUUUGUCCACACUGUUCCUCUGAAGAAGGCAUGGCUCGGUGGAAGCCCUGCAUGAGGUUCUACAGCUGCCUGCUGCCCUGCGCGCCUGCCCGCCCCUCCGCAAGGCCUUGGCGGUAGAUGCUGCCUUCCGAGAGGGCAAUGCUGCCCGCCUGUUCCGUCUGCUCCAGACCCUGCCCUACCUGCCAAGUUGCGCUGUGCAGUGCCAUGUGGGCCAUGCCCGCCGGGAAGCCCUGGCCCGCUUCGCUCGUGCCUUUAGCACCCCCAAGGGCCAGACCUUGCCUCUGGGCUUCAUGGUCAACCUCUUGGCCCUGGAUGGACUCAGGGAAGCACGGGACCUGUGCCAGGCCCACGGGCUGCCCUUGGACGGAGAGGAGAGAGUUGUGUUCCUGAGGGGUCGCUACGUGGAGGAAGGGCUACCGCCUGCCAGUACGUGCAAGGUGUUAGUGGAGAGCAAACUUCGAGGACGUACCCUGGAGGAGGUGGUCAUGGCAGAGGAGGAAGAUGAGGGCACGGACAGACCUGGGUCCCCAGCCUGAGGAGGGAGCGUGAGCCUCCCAGAGCCCCAGGACUGGGCCAGAGCACUUAGGUUUCUUUUUCCAUGGUUUCCAGGUAAUAAAAGGAACUUGUUUUGUUGGUA